CCUUGGAACGCGAGUAUGCAAAGUGACCUGUACUGCGACUCGCUUGUCUGAGUACCAUCGCCACAUUCAGCUUCAUUGUCAGAUAUCCCACCAUCGUGGGUCCCUUGUGUGUUUCACUUACACAAUUAUGACCUCAUGUCGUGAUGGUUGUCGAGUCAACCUGGCAUUCCCUUUGACAUCUAUUGUUCAACCUUCCUCUUGUCUUGACGUCACCGCCUGACCAAGGCGUUCGCACAAGUGGGAUAUAUAACGGCCAACAGCGACCUUCUUAUCUUGUUCCCAUUCAACGCAAUUCAUCCCCCUGGUCUUCUCUUCAUCCAAAGCAAGCCGAUCACAUUCAUCCAACAAUGUUUGAGAAACUCAAGGAAAAGCUCGGUGCUCACAGCAAGACUCAUCCCCUCGCCGCUCAGCGGGACGAGUUUCUCGCUGCAGACAUGAACACACCUCUUGAACGCAAAGCCCAUUUUUCCCAUGAAGUCGUCGGCGCCGCUGCGGGGUACGAAGCCUUGAGAGCCUUUGAGAACCACGAGGCUCAUUCAACAGGCACCAAGGUCACUCAUGCGAGAGCCAAGGAGAUCGUCGCAGGUCUCGCUAGCGGAUUCGUGGUCAAGCUCGUCGAAGACAAGGGCCUUCCUUUCACAUCCGAGGCCGACAAGCACAAGUUCAUCGCUGAAGCUCAACACACUGCCAGCCGAGACUCGAAGCGAACUCUCCGAGAAUCCGGAAUCUUCGACCAAAAUGAGCUCGAUCCCAUUGACAACGAUGAGAAACACGCCGCUAAGAUUGCAUAGGAUGGUCUUCGUAUCGGCAUGCUAGGCGUCGGACGCUCAAGUAUGACUCUCGUGAUAGCUUGUAGCCGUUGAAAGGAUCUUACGAACAUGCAUGUCAAUUGAGGCAAG
Messenger RNA from Kockovaella imperatae, 899 nucleotides. RefSeq lists its product as hypothetical. The transcript has 4 exons. The coding region runs from base 348 to 791 and encodes 147 amino acids. The record is from RefSeq and is a predicted model, not a curated record. NCBI's taxonomy places the organism in Eukaryota, Fungi, Basidiomycota, Tremellomycetes, Tremellales, Cuniculitremaceae.